Molecule: messenger RNA, 820 nt
Organism: Drosophila willistoni
Lineage: Eukaryota; Metazoa; Arthropoda; Insecta; Diptera; Drosophilidae
Product: protein twisted gastrulation
Exons: 1
Coding region: 1-768 (255 amino acids)
Biological process (GO): regulation of BMP signaling pathway
Source: RefSeq, a predicted model, not a curated record
AUGCAAUGCAUAUUGCAUCAUUGUGGUAAGAAGUUUCUUAGGAAUAUGAGUCAAUAUCUCGUUUAUUUAGGCCUAAUUCUUGCUUGGACUGGUAUUGGAGUUCUUGGCAAUGAUGACGACUGUAAUGAAAUGGUUUGUGGUUCGGUUGUGUCCAAGUGUCUGCUGACACAGAGUUGCGAGUGCAAAUUAACCGAUUGUCAUUGCUGUAAAGAUUGCGUCAAUUGUCUGGGCGAUUUGUGGACAGAGUGCUGCGGCUGUCUUGAUAUGUGCCCCAAGUUCAAGAACGCCCCGAUGUCACUGUCAUCACGCUCGGAAAUCAAAAAUCUUGAGGGUCUGCCCGAGUUAUUUGACACCCUUACCGCUGAGGAUGACGACCAAUGGUCAACCAUGCGUUUUCCGAUGCGCCCCGGAUUCAAACAGCGUCUGGAGGGCACAGACUCCGGCAUGGAGCAUCUGCAUCAGGCGGGUGGCCUGCUCAACUGCACCGUCAUCUAUAUGAACUCGUGCAUACGGUCAAGCAAGUGCGAGCAGCAUUGCGAAAGCAUGGGGGCAAGCAGUUAUCGCUGGUUCCAUGAUGGCUGCUGUGAGUGUGUGGGUUCCAAUUGCCUCAACUACGGGAUAAAUGAAAGUCGCUGUACAGCCUGUCCGGAGGAUCUCGCCGAGGAUCUUCUCAAUGCCGAUAAGGUGCAUGGUGACCCCGAACAAGAUCUGGAUGAAGCCUUCACCGACGAUAUGUGGGACUACGGAGAAAACGAUGAUUUCAUUUAGAAAUAUCCAUCAAUAAAAAAUCGAUUUCAGCAUUAAUUUUGUAUUUUUUGUU